UCAAGGAUGAAUAAGGAUGGGGCGACAGGCGCGAGCCGAUUGGCUGACGCCGUGCUUGCGCGACGUGGUGGGGGUCGAGCGCACAGCUGAUGCAGCCAGUUGGUAUAGUUAGCAGUCUCCUUGGAACGCGGAGUCAGUAGCACACGAGCGCUCGUUCAGCGAGCAUCGUUUUCGUCAGUAGCGGGAAUAAUGUCACCCCGUGUUCGAAAAGCGACCGUGAGAAAAUCUUAACGCGCCGUUCCUCAUCGAGGGCCGAGUAAAGUACUAGUAUACGAUCAGAGUGCGAGCCUCCGUCAACGUGGAUGAGAGAAAAAUAAAUCUCGGAAAACGUGAAAAAGCCACGUUAGAAGCUCUUAGCCGUCGUCAUAGAGUAUUUUACACGGUAGUGACAUUAAACUUUAAAUAUAAGCUUUUGCCGAUACAACGAGGUCCUUGCCUGUUUCUCGUGUAAAUCUCGACGUGAAGACGUUCCCGGCCAGUGAGUCUCGAUUCCUCUUGUCGUCUGGAAUAUCGACGAUUUUAUGGCUACGGUUUUACGUUCGUUCUUGGGUGGAUAUAUACGCUGCAGUACUCCUGAGACUUAUGGGUCUUUCGACUUGUCUUCUAUGCGAGUGUGAAAUAUACGGACAGAGGACUCAAUAGCGACUUGUGUCGCCGCUUUGCGAACCGGAUUUCGAAGGAACUGAUAUUCGCUUGAGAUCGAGCGAUUUAUUGUGCCGAGUACAUUUUCGUUUUUUGUGUGGUGUUUAUCGUGAAGCUUUGAAAGUGAAGUGAUCUGCUUAUAAAUUUGGAAAAAAAAAAAUGGUGCCGCAACAGCAAGACAGUCCGUCGAGCUCGGGGAUCCCCCUGUUCGGAUCCCUACUUGUGGAUAAACAUUCGACGACGCCGUAUUCCGAUGCUACCCAGACAAAGAAGAACAAUCCGAACCACAUAAAAAGACCGAUGAACGCUUUCAUGGUCUGGUCCCAGAUAGAGCGUAGAAAAAUAUGCGAGGUUCAGCCCGACAUGCAUAACGCCGACAUCAGCAAGAGACUCGGUAAGCGCUGGAAGACCCUGGACGAGGCCGAGAAGAGGCCGUUCGUCGAGGAGGCCGAGCGUCUUCGACAGCUGCACAUGGUGGAGUAUCCGGAUUACAAGUACCGACCGAAGAAGAAGGUACCGAAACCGAGCCCGAUGCCCAAGGUCAAGGAAGCAAAGAAGCAGAAGAAGUCCAGCGUCGGCAGCGCGACCAGGACGAAGAACGACACGAACAACAACAAUCAGACGCCUGUAAAGAGGCUGCAGACCAGUCCCACGACAAAUCCCGUCUCGAGGCUCAAGGUCAGGUUGGCCCUUGACAAGAGGACGCCUGAUUAUACGCCUGUUCCGCCCAUCGUCACCGCCAAGGUACCGAGUAGCCCCUCGUGCGACACGCCGGACUCGCCCGAGUCCGCCAGCUUCUACGAGGACAACUUCAUCGACUGCAGUCGGUUUCCGAUGAAGAUCAAGCAGGAAGUGGAGCACGAUUACAAACCGGAAUUCACGAACGAACGGCAUUUGGGCUCGGUCAGGCCGUUCUCCAAGAUGGAUACCAUCGACGCCAUGGACGGUCUCGAGGGAAAGACUUUUCAGCGAACGUCCACCCCCUGUCUCGAUCCUGCCUUCACUAUCAAAGAGGAACCCAUGGAGACGGCUGCUACCACCACAAUAACCGUUGGCAACAUUGCCCUCAAUACGGUUAGCGGCAGUGGUUGCAGUCCUGCCAACACCACAAGCACUGCCAGUGUCAAGAUGGAGGAAACGGGGAAUCCAAGUCUCGCCGAUCUCGAGUCCCUCACGGAUCUUCUUCAGAUCCAACCUUCCGACUUCAAGCUUGACCUCGACAUGGACACCAUCACCAAGGACCUCGAGUCGUUCGAGACGACGAGCUCCAGCAGCGGUUCCCACUUUGACUUCUGCGCGACCCCUGACGUCUCCGACAUGCUGUCCAACAUUGGCGUCAGCAGCGAGUGGAUCAGCUAUUGAGCUUCCGGAUCUUCGAUGAAGACGACGCGAUGCUUGUCGUUCUUGUUUAUUAUUCGUACGUCGACGUCGACCUCGUCCCCUUGUGCCCUGGUGGGUUCAAUGAGACGUCGGGCAGACGUCAGGCACCCAGGGGAUGUCUCUACUUAUAGACGCUCAUCCGCAAUGAGUGCGUGUAUUUUUGGUAAUGGAAAAAAAAAAA
This is a messenger RNA of Cephus cinctus (wheat stem sawfly), 2203 nucleotides long. RefSeq names its product transcription factor sox-2. Lineage: Eukaryota; Metazoa; Arthropoda; Insecta; Hymenoptera; Cephidae. The transcript is spliced from 3 exons. Gene Ontology annotation, molecular function: RNA polymerase II cis-regulatory region sequence-specific DNA binding; DNA-binding transcription factor activity, RNA polymerase II-specific. Gene Ontology annotation, biological process: regulation of DNA-templated transcription; cell differentiation; anatomical structure morphogenesis. The record is from RefSeq and is a predicted model, not a curated record. Bases 802 to 2004 code for a protein of 400 amino acids.